Mycotypha africana is the source of this 2582-nucleotide messenger RNA. RefSeq names its product OPT oligopeptide transporter protein-domain-containing protein. NCBI's taxonomy places the organism in Eukaryota, Fungi, Mucoromycota, Mucoromycetes, Mucorales, Mycotyphaceae. Gene Ontology annotation, cellular component: fungal-type vacuole membrane. The transcript has 3 exons. The coding region runs from base 110 to 2209 and encodes 699 amino acids. Gene Ontology annotation, molecular function: oligopeptide transmembrane transporter activity. The record is from RefSeq and is a predicted model, not a curated record.
CUUUCUUCUUGUCUUUCAGUAUCCAUCUAUUCGCCACUCUAUAAUUUUAAACUAUCAAAAAGCGUCCAAACAUUUCACCAUAUAAACGCUACUACUAAUAUAAAGAGUUAUGUCAGAAUUGCAAAAUAGCAACAACCCUCCUGACUACGAAGACAAAAAGAUAGAGUAUGAUCUGCAAUCUGUGCACAAUGAGGAGAUAAUUGUGGAAGAUGAAUACAAAAAUCAAGAACAUCACAUAGAAGAAUAUCAGUUUACUUGGCGUGCGUCCAUCAUCGGCUCACUCUUGGGUUGUUUGGUUGCUGCCUCAAAUACAUAUCUGGGGCUCAAAAUAGGCUGGACUUUUGGUGCUUCUCUUUUCGGUGCCAUCUUUUCCUUUGCGAUCAUUAAACCUAUUUCUCGUAUUCUGCCACCUCGAUGGGGUGGUGGUUAUUUCGGACCUAAAGAGAAUUGUACUGCACAAUCUGCUGCUACAACCGCUGGCGGUCUUUCCGCUGGCUUUGUCUCUGGUAUUCCUGCCAUGUAUAAACUAGGUUUAAUGACGACACCAAAAGACGAUGCUGCUGCACUCGUUCUGUUUACCAUUUCAGCUGCUUUCUAUGGCCUUUUCUUCGCCGUCCCUCUUCGUCAGCAUUUCGUGGUCAAGCAGGAUUUGACAUUUCCAACCCCUCGUGCUGCUGCUACUACCAUUCUAUCUCUGCAUGACACUGUCGAAGGAGAAAAGGAAGCCAUGCGAAAGGCCAUGUGGAUGGGAAUCUGGUUUCUUAUUUCCUUCAUUUGGACUUUAAUUUCUUACUGGGUCCCCUUCUUUGACACCAUUCACAUUCUAUGGUGGAUUGGUCAUGACGCUGGCUACAUUCCUCUCAUGAGUGCCGACGCUACUUGGGGCUGGAGUUUCCGUUGGGAUUUCCCCUUCUUUGGAGCAGGUUUGAUGACACCCGGCUCUACCGUGUUGUCUUUUUUCAUUUCUUCCUUGCUACUGUUUGGUGUCAUUGGCCCCUGUCUUGUGGUCAACGGCUAUUUCGUCGCUGCCUACGGUAUCACUUCCAAAGGCCCUACGACACAAUCCUUCUUCUUGUGGCCAGGUAUCGCCUUAAUGGUCUUGUCAUCUUUUGCUGAACUUUUUGUACGCUACGAGUCUCUCUGGCGUGGUGUCAAAGGUGGUGCCAUCGGUCUUUAUAAUGUAUGCCGCAAUGGCUAUUCUUGGAUUAAGUCUCACCUGCUCAGAAAGCAAUUGUCAGAAGCCGAACUAAGACGUAUGAACCCUGAAUUGGACGCAGAUGAAAUUUUUGCAGAGAGUGAAUUAGUGCCGGCUUGGUGGUGGGUUGUAGGUGUCUUCAUUUCUAUUAUUUUCACGUGUGCCAUUAUGGGCGAGUAUUUUGGUAUGCCUGUGUACCAAUCCAUUGUGGCCGUCAUUCUUGGUUUUAUUUUGUCCUUUGUAGGUGUCCAAGCUGCUGGUGAAACUGAUAUCAAUCCCACUGGAUCCAUUGGUAAAAUGUCUCAACUUAUCUUCGCUGGUAUGCCCGACAGCGACAUUAAGCAGCUUCGUAAAAACAAUUUGAUGGCCGGUAAUAUUUCUGCUUCCGCUGCUGCUCAAGCCGUCGACAUGGUGGGUGAUUUGAAGACAGGUCAACUUGUAGGCGCUUCACCUCGAUCUCAAUUCUGGGCUCAGUUUGUUGCUUCCUUCUUCGCUAUUGGCAUUGCCGUUGGUUUAUUCAUUCUCUUUGCAGAAGCUUAUCCUUGUGUGGUCAGCACUGACCUCAAUGCUGAGUGUGAAUUUGGCUUGGUGGCUGUCAAAGCUUGGUAUAAUGUUACUCUGUUACUCACAGGCGGUGGCGAGCCUUUAACCAAGGCUGGCAUUAUUGUCACGGCUGUUGCUGCUGCUGUAGGUGUGGUUGCCCCCUUCAUUCGUGAAUUUUUGGUGCCCCAGAAGUAUCAUCGCUACUUCCCAUCUGUUUCAGCCAUUGGUAUUGCCAUGAUCAACACUAGUCCCGAAGUCCCACUUUCCAUGUUUGUUGGUUGGGUCGCUGGUAAAGUCUGGAAACGUAUCGAUGGUACAGCUUAUGAUAAUUACAUGUACAGUACCGCAGGAGGUAUGAUUGCUGGUCAGGGUAUUUCCGCUAUUCUUCAAGCCGUCUUCAAGUUAACAAACGUAGCACCCUAUCCUUUCACGGGCUCUUGUAUAGAAGGCUUGUUAGAGAACUGUCCUUAAAGAACCCCCUCCUUCCAAAAUUAACUGUACUUUAUUUAUGCAAAUGUGCAAUGUGUGCUGCAAGAUGACAGUUGAACACAUACAUUUGAUCAACCAUUCCUAAUACCAUUCAAUUAUGUAAUAUAUACAUUUAUUUCUUUUCUUAUAUCAUGUAGUUUCCUUUCGUAUAAGUUUAAUAUCAAGUUAAUAAAUUGCCCCACAACUUAGCAUUUCCCUUAUAUAACAGACGAAAUCCAAGACUUCUUCAGCAAUGCCUCUCACCAUAAUAAAUACACACACCGGUCUUUGCGGCAACUGAAGGUGUUGUGUUUAAAGGUAUGAAAACGUAACUGAAAACGGCCCUAGAGCCAAAGGAAGGGUACACUAUGAAUUC